Tarenaya hassleriana is the source of this 1278-nucleotide messenger RNA. RefSeq names its product protein BTR1-like. Gene Ontology annotation, biological process: regulation of gene expression. The coding region runs from base 150 to 1091 and encodes 313 amino acids. Gene Ontology annotation, cellular component: cytosol; cytoplasm. Lineage: Eukaryota; Viridiplantae; Streptophyta; Magnoliopsida; Brassicales; Cleomaceae. Gene Ontology annotation, molecular function: mRNA binding. The record is from RefSeq and is a predicted model, not a curated record. The transcript has 9 exons.
GGGUAGAUAGGCGCAGGAGACCACAGGCAUCUUCAGUUCACAAAAGUUCGGCGACAGAGACGAAGAGGAACACGUUGUUGUGGUAGGAGAAGGAGAAGCAGGAGUGGCGGCGGCUCGAGGGGCUUCGUACUGUACGAACCCAGCGGGAAAUGGAGUCGACCGAGUCGUACGCGGCGGAUUUUCCGGAGGAGCUGACGAAGAGAUCUCAGGAGGAGCAGAAUCCGUCGGAAGCAGAGUCUGCUGAGAAGCAGACGCACAUUCGCUUUCUUGUAUCCAAUGCGGCAGCUGGUUCUGUAAUAGGGAAAGGUGGCUCGACGAUCACUGAUUUCCAUGCGAAGUCGGGGGCUCGAAUCCAGCUCUCACGCAACCAAGAAUUCUUCCCAGGAACUACUGAUAGAAUCAUUAUGAUAUCUGGAACAAUUAACGAAGUUGUCAUCGCUUUGGAACUUAUUCUCGAUAAAUUGAAUAGUGAGCUUCAUUCUGAAGACGGUAGUGAUGCUGAGCCUAGGAGGAGAAUAAGGCUUGUGGUUCCAAACAGUUCAUGUGGAAGCAUAAUUGGAAAGGGAGGGGCUACCAUCAAGUCCUUUAUCGAAGACUCCAAAGCUGGUAUUAAGAUAUCACCUCUGGAUAAUACCUACUAUGGGUUGAGCGACAGGGUUGUGACAUUAAAUGGAACUCUAGAGGAGCAGAUGCGAGCCAUUGAUUUGAUUUUGGCUAAGCUUACUGAAGAUGCACAUUACUCUCAGAAUGUGCAUUCCCCAUAUUCAUAUGCAGCAGGAUACAACUCGAUGAAUUAUGCGCCCAACGGUUCUGGAGGCAAAUCACAAAAUUACAAGGAAGAUUCCAGCAACUCGGUGACCAUUGGUGUUUCAGAUGAGCAUAUAGGCUUGGUCCUUGGACGUGGAGGAAGAAACAUCAUGGAAAUCACUCAGAUGACUGGUGCCAGAAUAAAAGUAUCAGAUCGAGGCGAUUUCAUUUCUGGGACAAUGGAAAGGAAGGUGACGAUCACGGGGUCGGAAAAAGCGGUUCAUCAGGCCGAGGCCAUGAUCAAACAGAAGGCCGCCUCGGCCGAGGAGAGGGCCUUGGAGUAAACAUCCCAUUGUAUCGGCUCUUACGCACAACUCAUCGGUCGUCUGUUGUAACAUUAUUUGAAGUAGACAAAGGCAUUUCAUUUAUUCAUAUUUAAAUUAGUUUAUUCAUCACAGGAGGAUUUUGCCAAGCAUGGAUUCGGUUCUUUCGCUUGUUUAGGCUUUUUGUUCCCAUUUGGGUAUUGAUUUA